AUGGCCCUUCUCUCGGUCCCGGAUUACCAGAACCAACACGUCUUGCAGCGGAAUAGACUCAAAGCCCGUGCCUACUUUCUGCCAGAGACGAUCUUGUCGUUGAAUGGUCGCUGGGAGUUCAAUUACGCGCCGACCCCGGUGAGUGCGCCAGCACCGACCGGGAAUGAGCCGUUACCCCGCCGGGAUUUGGACCAAAAGGGCUCGUCUUGCUCUCCUUCCUGGGCUCCCAUCACCGUUCCGGGCCAUUGGCAGCUCCAGGGUUAUGGCCAUCCGCAUUACACCAAUGUCAUCUAUCCAUUCCCGGUCUGCCCCCCCUGGGUGCCAUCUGAGAACCCCACGGGGUCGUACCGGCGCUUGUUCCGGGUCCCGGCAGCCUGGGAUACUGACACCCAGUUGCGGCUGCGUUUCGAUGGCGUGGACAGCGCCUAUCAUGUCUGGGUGAAUGGCAUCGAGGUCGGCUAUUCCCAGGGCAGCCGUAACGCCGCCGAGUUUGACGUGUCGGCCGUUGUCCGCCGCGAUGCCGACAACGAGGUGUUUGUUCGAGUAUACCAGUGGUCUGAUGGUUCCUAUAUCGAGGACCAAGAUCAGUGGUGGUUGUCUGGCAUCUACCGCGAUGUGACUCUUGUCGCUUUUCCAGUACAGGCUCGUAUCGAGGACUUCUUUGUGCGGACCGAGCUGGAUUCCACCUAUACCGACGCGGCUGUGCGUUUGUCAUUGGACUUGACCACUACCGCGCCCGCGACUGUUGAGGUGACGCUGGUGGACCCAUUCCACGACAAUAAGACCCUGCACUCAGAGAGGUUUUCCGUCACCGUCGCGAAGCAGGGGAAUGCUGAGGUCACCCUCCCGGUCUCUAACCCUAGAAAAUGGACGGCUGAGACUCCGAAUCUGUACAAUCUCACCAUAUCCCUCUCCGUCGACAAUCGGGUUCUGCAGACCAUCAAGCACCGCUUUGGCUUCCGGCAGGUGGAAAUCAAAAAGGGCAACAUCACCGUCAACGGCGUGCCCCUCUUCUUCCGCGGUGUCAACCGCCAUGACCACCAUCCGUUGUUUGGACGUGCCGUUCCGCUAUCCUUCCUCCGUGAAGAUCUUCUCAUCAUGAAGCGGCACAACAUUAACGCUUUGCGUUGCUCGCACUACCCCUCGCAUCCGCGCCUCUAUGAGCUAUGUGAUGAAUUGGGGCUCUGGGUGAUGGAUGAGGCCGAUCUUGAAUGCCAUGGUUUCUACGAUGCCAUCGCUCGUCCCUUGGACAUCCCGGAGUCCAUGGACUACGAGGAGCGCAAGAAGCUGACCUUCAACAAGGCCGCCCAGUUCACGACCAACAACCCGGAGUGGAAGGACGCUUAUCUGGACCGCAUGGUGCAGAUGGUCCAGCGCGAUAAAAACCACACCUGCAUCAUCAUCUGGUCGCUGGGUAACGAGUCCUUCUACGGCCAGAACCAUGCCGCCAUGUACAACUAUGUCAAGGAGUUUGACCCCAGUCGUCCGGUCCACUAUGAAGGUGACGUGGAUGCCGUCACGGCUGAUAUGUAUUCCUACAUGUACCCCUCGGUCAACCGCUUGGUUGGUCUUGCUACCGCUGAAGGUGAUGACUUUACCAAACCUAUUGUCCUGUGUGAAUUUGGACACGCGAUGGGCAAUGCUCCAGGUGGUUUGGAAGAGUACAUGGAGGCCUUCCGCACUCACCGGCGCCUGCAAGGAGGCUGGAUCUGGGAGUGGGCUAACCAUGGGUUGUGGGAUGAGGCCAAGGGAUGGUAUGGCUACGGCGGUGACUUCAACGACCAUCCCAACGACGGCAAUUUCGUCCUCGAUGGCCUGCUCUAUAGUGACCACACCCCGACUCCAGGUCUGAUUGAGCUCAAAAAGGCGUAUGCGCCGCUCCGUGCAUGGGUGGGCGAGGACAACGCCAUUGUCGUAGAGAAUCACUACAAUUUCACUAGCUUGGAAGGUCUUCGCGCCAUCUACAAGGUUGAGGCCAUUGGUGAUGAGACCAAGAUAAUCACCAGUGGAACUCUCGAGAUCCCGCAGAUUCUUGCCGGUCAGCGCGGCACCAUGAAGCUGCCAGCAGUUUCAGGAAUUCCCACCGAGGGUGAGACCUGGCUCACGGUCAGCUUCCAAGACACAUCCGCUACUGCCUGGGCGGACAGCAACCAUGAAAUUGCCUGGUUCCAGCACCGGUUGAGCACGUCCCUUGUGUCCAAGGCCCCUGCACUGCAGUACAACCUGAACGUGGCAUCCACCGCCACCACCCACACCAUCACAGGUCCAGGGUUUACUUUCACCUUUUCACGGGAGACGGGCAGUCUGUAUGCCUGGGAAUCACAGGGUCGGUCUCUGCUCGACGCGGGGUCCUUGAACACCCCAGCUGCCCUUGGUAUUGGCUUCUGGCGCCCACCUACGGAUAACGACGUGCCCUGGGACUUGGGCCAGUGGCGGCGCUACGGCCUGGAUGUGAUGACAUCCCAGCUGCGCAAGAUAACUCUGUCACAGCCCCGUGCAGGCAGCGUGCAAAUCACAACGGAGACAUACCUGUCUCCACCCAUUCUAGCGUGGGGUUUCAUCGCGACAACGACGUACACCAUCUCCGGGGACGGUUCUCUUGCUGUCGCGGUCCAUGUGAAGCCUCAGGGUUCGAUGCCAGCUUCAAUGCCGCGAAUGGGGCUUGAUCUCCGUCUAGUUGAUGAGCUUGAUCACGCCGCUUGGUUCGGCCUAGGCCCUGGCGAGGCGUACGCCGACAAAAAGCGCGCGCAGAAGGUGGGGAUCUACGAGGCCACCACCGCUGAGCUGCACACCCCGUAUGAAGUUCCGCAGGAGGGCGGCAACCGGAUGGAGACCCGUUGGCUGCGGCUGCGCGAUACCCGCGGCGGGGGAUUGAAGAUCACGCGCGAGGCGACGGAUAAUAAGGAGGAGGAGGAGGAGGAGGAGGAGGAGGACGGCGAGGAGGUGUUCCAGUGGGUUGCGACGCGGUACAGCGCCGAGGCUGUGGAAAAGGCCAAACAUGCCAACGAGCUGGUGGCCGACUCGGUCGUGAGGGUGCGUCUGGACAUCGAGAGCUCUGGAGUAGGCACGGGGGCCUGCGGUCCAACCACCCUGGAACAAUACCGUGUCAAGUGCGAGGAGCGGCGAUUCCGGUUCCGCCUGGAGCCAUUUUGGUAG
Molecule: messenger RNA, 3156 nt
Organism: Penicilliopsis zonata CBS 506.65
Lineage: Eukaryota; Fungi; Ascomycota; Eurotiomycetes; Eurotiales; Aspergillaceae
Exons: 3
Coding region: 1-3156 (1051 amino acids)
Biological process (GO): lactose catabolic process
Cellular component (GO): beta-galactosidase complex
Molecular function (GO): beta-galactosidase activity; carbohydrate binding
Source: RefSeq, a predicted model, not a curated record